AUGACUUUCUAUGCCAUCUUUCUGACAUCUCUAGUGAAAAGAUCAUGGAAAGAAACCAACAGGUAUGCCAACUGGUGCAUCACUAAGAAUGGAGGGGAUAGAUUCUGGUCUCCUGUUAGCAGUGCAGACAAAAGUGCACUGAUUGGUAUAAUUGACAUCAUGGGUGUUGAUUCAAAACCAGAGAUAGCAGACGACUGGUCCACCUACCAAACAAUAAGAAAUGACUACAUUGCCAACAUCAUGAGCCACAAUAGGUACCAGAAACUGAUGCAGUAUUUUCACUGUAACAACCCAGAAAGGGGAAAAGAGGCACCUCUAUAUAAUAUAGUACAGCCAGUACUGGGUGCUGUCUUCAUCAAGUCCCGGGAAUGUUACAGCAUGCACCGUCAAGUUUGCAUAGAUGGGUCCAUUGUUGGUUACAAGGGUCCAGGGUCCUUAUGGUGGAGUCCCUGCAAUUUUUAUCAAAUGAAAACCCCAUGCUAA
Messenger RNA from Saccoglossus kowalevskii, 483 nucleotides. Its product is annotated as piggyBac transposable element-derived protein 4-like. The record is from RefSeq and is a predicted model, not a curated record. NCBI's taxonomy places the organism in Eukaryota, Metazoa, Hemichordata, Enteropneusta, Harrimaniidae.